AUGAACAUGCUGUCAGGCUUUUCAAGUCACAUAGUGACAUCCUGGAGCCUUAGUGGAGCAAAGGUCAGUAUCUGUAUAUCUGCUAUUGAAGAAAGCACAUUUCUAAUUUGGCUAGGCAAUCUUCCCUACCCAAAGCUCCAAGCGUACGUACAGAGCUUGCUUGACACCAAAAACUUGGGUGAUCUAGAGGAUCUUGUUGAUGGAAUGGAUCUCUCAGAGGAAUGGGGGGAACAAAACCUCAGUCUUGAAGGCCAUGCUGAUAGCAACUGGUCCACAAAAUGCAUUGAGGCUCUUCGCGCAGAUGGCACUGAAGAAUUAUUUAUCUUCGUUGACCCCAGGCCUACUCCUCAGAGAGAGAUCUGGCAAAACUGUGUUCGGAACAAGCAGAGGCGUAUGGGUUGGAAGUAUCCUCCAGAGAUAUAUGCAACCAGGUUUCGACGCCAUGGGUCGAAGGAUCCCCUUAAAGGAAUGGAAAUCGAAAGAAUUAUCCUACAGCUUAACGGUGUGCAUUUCCCUUGUCUAUCUAUCUAUGCCAAGGAUAAAUAA
Molecule: messenger RNA, 546 nt
Organism: Trichophyton benhamiae CBS 112371
Lineage: Eukaryota; Fungi; Ascomycota; Eurotiomycetes; Onygenales; Arthrodermataceae
Exons: 3
Coding region: 1-546 (181 amino acids)
Source: RefSeq, a predicted model, not a curated record